GCCUCAAUUCUGACUGAACAAGUGCAUGCAUGCAAAAUACGAACGUGGUCUUGUCAAUUGAUUCUCUGACAUCACUUCAAAUACGAUUCAACACUAUUCUCCUUCGGUUUCCUCGCGCAUUCUUCCCUUCCCUUCAAUUCCACACAGCCAAUUCCAAAAAGACACACACCACCAGAGUCUCACCAUAUUCAAACUCAAACGUGGAGACUAUCUGGAAUAGAGACCAUCGCCAUACCAUUACCAUUACCAUUGCCAUCAUUCCAUCCCAUCCCAUCCCAUCUCAUCCUUUCUCUCCAUAUCCCUCCAUAUCCCUCCACAUCCCUUCCGCUUGGACUCGAAGCAAUAUCAAAAUAGAAAUUACGGAGUACGACGAAAGCGUUCAAACUACUUAUAAUUAGCCAGUCUAAUCAUUUGUUACACCAUCAUUGUCAUUGUCGAUCCUUCACAUUCUAACUUCUUCCCAUUCUAUAUUUGUUACAAAGGUUUCCACUCAAUUGGGCCUGCAAAAAUUCAAUUGAUGACUGUGGAUUAAGAUUGGCUACUUCAUCAACCUACCAGCCACGAAAGCCACCAAUCAUCCCGUUCAUACGUCUCUACCUUUCAUGCGAGACUCCAUUUCUUGGGAUUCCUACCUCCCUCAAACUCAAUAUUUACUCGGAUAAUUGAUACAAAAACUCACCUUAAGCAAUACUUCAAGAUCGUAUCGAAAAGGAUCCAUCCCAUCCUGCCCGCAUAUCUCAAACCAGCAUUUUCCCGGUUGAAGGUCCCAUUCCCGACUUCGAAACAAGCCGCAACCACAGAAUGAGUGAACUGCGCAACGUCACCUUUAUGCGUUAAACUUUUCCUCCAUCGUCUCCUCAUUUUGCAAUCCUAUAGACGUCUCUUCUCCUUUCUCCAUAUCAAAGAAUCGAGAAAUCAUGUCUAUAGAUGUUGCUCUACAAUCCGUUGCAUUCUACAUAUUAUCCUGCUCGACGUGCGCCAAGAUUAGCCAUAGGAGGAAAGCCAAAGAGCAGGCCAAACGAGAACGAGUCGAAAAACAUGCAUUGGAAACCGAACAGCCGGGCCUGUAUAGGCAUCCUUCACCGUUCUCGACAAAUCCAUAUUGGACAGAAGAAAUCAUGAUGGGCCCCGGUCCGCCGAAUAAAAAAGGAAAUAAGAAGGACAAGAAUGGAAGUCAGAGAGGGUUAAAUACAGCAGGACAAGGAAGCAGUUAUGCGAGUAGUGCGGGGAUGAGUACGGAUACAGGUAGUAGUCCUACGAUUGUUGAAGAGGGGUCUCGAAUAUCGGGAGAGGGGUGGAAUAGGAAACGAUAUCAACGAGAAGACGAACAACUUUGGGGCAGGGAAACGUAUGGACCGGGUCAUAGAAUUAUGGAUGCAAUCACAAGGGCUUCGGAAUCCGCAGGGAGAAUGUUCAAUAUGGAUGGGAGACCUAGUAGUAAACAUGGAUCGGACGGAAACCCAGAAACGUAUUAUAUUGCGAGAAAUCCACCAGUGAACGAUUUACAUCCACCAAUUGUUAGUACGGCACCGAGGAGCAAAGAAGAGACAAGAUGGAUGAUACAACCACCUCCUUCGGCGAAAGUAAUGGAGGGUAAGGAGAGAGUAGUCAGUACUAGUAGGAAUCGAGCUGGCAGUCAUGGAAGUAGUCGGAGAGGCACAGAAAGUCAACCGUUAGGACGAAUCGUCACGGAAAAACUCAUCGAUGCCAAAGUCCAACGUGGAGAAACCCCUUCCAAGUUAGAAAUCCGUUCUUUCACAAACAGAGGUCAACAACACGAUCGGAACAGAAGUUCAUCGACCGAUUCGUGCAGCUCUUCAGAUGGAUACACAACAAGGCGAUCCAGAAAACCAUCUCCAAUCACAGUUCCCAAAGCUGGAACGAGUAAACCCCGUGGGAAAGCAGAGCACAUCCCUAUACGAGACUCGGAAGUGGCGACAGAAAUGCGGGAGACGAAUGGCAAUGGAAGACCUCUUCUCGCGACCAUUGUUAGCUCGUCAAAUGUGACUCCACAGUUACAUAAGAGUCAAAGUACGGAUUUACCAUUGAGAGAAUUAUCGGGAUCGACUACUGGAACUGGAAAUGGAAAUGGAAGUUCUAACUCGUGGAUGAAUGCAAAGGAAUAUAGAGCUGCGGCUGCUAGUGAAUCGCUUCCAGAUACGAAGAGAGAAGUGAGUGUGACAAUGAGUGAGGGAAAAUUGUCAAAGCCAGAACAUGUCGAGGCAUGUCCUACACAUGGUGACUUACAGACAUAAAUGUCACUUGUUGGGGGAAUGAAGGAGGACCCAUCCACGAUUAUGAUUGUCGCUUUACCACAGCGUUCAUUUCUUAUGUUCUCUUUUUCCUUUCUUUUGUUUCUCUACUUGGAGACAGUGUUUCCAUCUUUCCAAGCCAAUUUUUGUCCGUUUUUGUCUGAUUUCAAAAUUGUUGGGUUUAGCAUAUCCAAAUCAUUGGUCUUGAUUGGUAUUGGACAACGGAGCAGGCGUUAUAAAAUUUUCGGCCAGGGAAUGCAUACGUUCUGAGCUUGGCGGCGAAAAGAAUGGUGUAUAGGUGUUUCGGGAUUGAAGAUAUUUUUACUUGUUCGUUUCACUUCUGUGUUUAUAUUUGUGUUUGGGAAGGGGAUUACGUUUCUUUUUUCUUUUCUUUUCCUAUUCUUUUCUCUUUCUUGGGGGUAGGAUGGUGUUUAGCAUUUUGGGGGGCAUGCGGACUUGGUUUGUCUGGGUUGGAGUGGGAAGGGCGCUCAAAAGGGGUUUGGGAGUUUAUGGAUGAAUGAUAUUGGUGUUUUUCAUGAAGUUUGGAGAGAUUUGGGGGGUGCGGUGAAGGGGUGGAGGGAUGUGUAUAUAUGCAUUGUGAUGUGGUCAUGAUUUGUGAGAUGUGUUUUGGAGGGAGAUUUGGGCUAUUGGAUGGGGGAUAUGAAUGGGAGGGGGGGCGAAAGAUAGGAAGGGGAAUGAUAAAUUUGUUUGAGUUGAGUUGAGUUGAGUUGAAGGAUAAGGAGGAAGCCGAGAGAAUGAAAGAUAUGGAAAAAAAAAUUGGAAAAAGGGAAGGAAGAAGAUGAAGGAAAGGCAGAAUAGGAGAACCGAAGGAAGUCAAAGCAAAUCAGAUUACAUCAAAUCGAGGAAAUCAAAACAAAUGAAAACAAAUUCAAUACAAUACAAAUCA
Messenger RNA from Botrytis cinerea B05.10, 3159 nucleotides. RefSeq lists its product as hypothetical. The transcript has a single exon. Bases 918 to 2255 code for a protein of 445 amino acids. Lineage: Eukaryota; Fungi; Ascomycota; Leotiomycetes; Helotiales; Sclerotiniaceae. The record is from RefSeq and is a predicted model, not a curated record.